CACAGCAUGACCAAACACUCUUGCUGUCAGUGUGGAGCAAAGGUGAAAAAAAAUUGUUUUGCAAUGAUACUCAAAGCCACAAAGAGAUGAGACAAGCAGAUUUAAUGUAAAUUCGGAACAAUACCAGAGCAGAAAACGGAGCCACGGAGCUUGCUUUAAGGUUACUGGAGCUAUACAGUUGAUUCCAAUGGACAAUGCCAAGAAAUCUCUUGAUGUGUUCUCAACCUCCCUGUCAAAAUGCAUAUCAAUCUGUGGUUCUAUGACCCAGCAGCUCUUACCACGUUGGACUCAACACGCCAGACCCUUCCGGGUCAUCGACUCUGAUCGCUCCAUUAAGAAAGGCAUCAUGGCAAGUCACCUGAGAGACCUACGGAAUAAGGUUAUGGAUGCAUUUCACAUGCAUUGUGUCAGUGCUUUAGUGUUGGAUGAGGAUGGAACUGGAGUGGAUACUGAGGACUUUUUCCAGACCUUAAAGGACAACACUGACCUCAUGGUCUUAGGGAAAGGACAAAAGUGGGCCCCACAGCAGAGACACCUACCGGGUCAGAAGAAAGUAGAAAGAAAAAAUACAACGAAGAGUGAUCCUGGAUUCGGCUGGACACAGAUGAGGAAGGAUGUAGCCAAACUGACCUUUGAUCUUUACAAAAACCAUCCAAAUGAUUUUAUUGGAUCCUUAAAUGUACAGGCAACCUUGUAUGGAAUGUACUCUGUUUCAUAUGAUUUGCAGUGCUAUAAGGCAAAAAGGAUGCUAAGGGAAGCCCUAAGAUGGACCCUGUUCACUAUGCAGACCACUGGCCAUGUAUUAGUGGGUACUUCAUGUUAUAUUCAGCAUCUCAUUGAUGAGGAUGAGAAAGCGGAGGCACAAAUGGUAACGCCUACAUGUGUCAUCAAGCAGUUACAACAUUAAAUGAUGGUGGCCUGUUUCACAGCUUGGGCAAACUAAAAAAAAUGUUUUACUUGUAGAUUUAUAUCUUGCUUUUGUUUCUAAAAGCAUUUUUGUGAAUUAUUUACUUCUGUAUAAACAGUAA
Molecule: messenger RNA, 1028 nt
Organism: Rhinichthys klamathensis goyatoka
Lineage: Eukaryota; Metazoa; Chordata; Actinopteri; Cypriniformes; Leuciscidae
Gene: cidec
Product: cell death inducing DFFA like effector c
Exons: 7
Coding region: 188-907 (239 amino acids)
Biological process (GO): regulation of apoptotic process; apoptotic process
Source: RefSeq, a predicted model, not a curated record